AUGGUAGUCACUACAGUGGAUAAAUUAGAGCCUCUGUCCCUACGAAAAGAAUGGAUGAACGAUCUCGCUCAAGCCGUUGCGUUUUUAGAGUCCCAUGGUCUUGCCCACGGUGAUCUACGCCCUGAAAGUAUUCUUCUUGAUCGCAACCGACUCAAGCUGUCUGACUUUGAUUGUACGGCGGAAAUUGGAACAAUCUACGAAGCUUGCAUGGCUCCCUACGGCAGGUUACUCAACGGCAAUGAGUCAGACAAUGGGGAGUGUGGAACUUCCGGCUUUCUCGGUCCUCGCACAGAACAGUUCGCCCUCGGAUCCUUGUACUACUUGAUAAACUACGGUUAUGAGGUUUAUGGAGACCGCUAUCUUACGGAAGAUCCUUACGGUCACGGUCCCAAGGUAGUGGACUUACUGCAGAGCAUAAAGUUUCCGGAAUUGAAUGGCUAUUACAUGAUUGACGAUAUUAUUGAUAGAUGUUGGCAUAACAAAUAUGGCACAGUCAGAGAGCUAGCGACGCAUACGAAAACGCUGUUGGGCGACGAGAUAGAUGUGAUGGAAAUAAACGGAGAUAAAAAAGAAAAUGGAAAAAAUACAACCGUCAUCCACACAUCGUUCAUCCAUCGAUGGUGCAUGAUGACGAGUCGCCUAUUUCAUGGCAGUCUCCAUAGUCUCGGGGUGUGGUGGAGAUCCAUCAUGCAGAGCAUCCGCGCCAAAGCAUCAACCGCCGGGCAAAACUAUAGCGACACCCCUGGUGAGGUCGACCAAAGCCGCUCGCAGCAAGAGUUUUUUUUUUCGAAAAAGGCACUCUGCAAGGACUUAGAGGAGCGUGGACUUCUGCAGGUGCUUUCUUCAGACGAGCCUGAGAAGCUUGGUUUCACUUUCAAUUGGUAUAGGUACAUGCUUCCCAUGUGA
This is a messenger RNA of Aspergillus affinis, 906 nucleotides long. RefSeq lists its product as uncharacterized. The transcript has a single exon. Lineage: Eukaryota; Fungi; Ascomycota; Eurotiomycetes; Eurotiales; Aspergillaceae. Gene Ontology annotation, biological process: protein phosphorylation. The coding region runs from base 1 to 906 and encodes 301 amino acids. The record is from RefSeq and is a predicted model, not a curated record. Gene Ontology annotation, molecular function: ATP binding; protein kinase activity.